Molecule: messenger RNA, 3057 nt
Organism: Astyanax mexicanus (Mexican tetra)
Lineage: Eukaryota; Metazoa; Chordata; Actinopteri; Characiformes; Acestrorhamphidae
Gene: rufy3
Product: RUN and FYVE domain containing 3
Exons: 14
Coding region: 535-2007 (490 amino acids)
Biological process (GO): regulation of axonogenesis
Cellular component (GO): cytoplasm
Molecular function (GO): metal ion binding
Source: RefSeq, a predicted model, not a curated record
UGGUUGCACUGCGCACAGCCAAUCCAGCCUAUUCUGAGUGGGGGCUGUGAGGGGGAGGAGGAGGAAAGGGAGUGAAAGAGAGAGAGAGAGCGAGAGAGAGAGAGGGAUUGUGAUUGUUGCUCAGCCACUCAUCCUCCCGUAGCGUCUCAAUCCUCUGGUCUUGCUAAGCCAGACUGGAGGGCAGGGCAUCUUUUAAUCACACGGCGGAUUUCUCCUCAGUCACUUGCUGCAGGGGGCAGCUGAGGGGAAGGACAACAAGAAGAAUUUCAUCUCACCGAUUCGCCGUCCCGUGGGUGACAGCCACUUGCCUUUGAUUGUAUUGUCCUGCCCUUGUCCGGUCUAUUGUUUUCCUUUCUCUUUUCUUCGCCCUUUUCUUUUCAUUGUGCUCAUUCGGAGUACCACUGGCAGGAGCUCGGGUGGAGUUCUGAUCCCCUCCCCCCUUGAUCGGCAUUCUGCCCUGCGCUUGGUGAGGGCCGCCAUCGCUGGCAGUGUUGUUGUUGUGUCGUCGCUCCCUCCGCUAGCAGCUGAGUCACCAUGUCUGAUCUGACGCCCCAGAGCGAGGCCCCCACCCCCACCACGGACAAGAUCACCCAGGCCGCCCGGGAGACCAUCUAUCUCUGCAACUUUCGCGUGUCCGUGGAUGGCGAGUGGCUGUGCCUUCGCGAGCUCAACGACAUCUCGCUCACGCCUGACCCCGAGCCCGCUCAUGAAGAUUCAUGGGAGGAUUUCACAGAAUUGGUGGAACAAAUGCAAAUGCUUGAUGAGUUUAAAGAUCCCAAGGACCCUAUUGCAAUCGAAAGGCUUAACCUGAUGAACAUGGCAAAGCUGAGCAUUAAGGGCCUGAUCGAAUCUGCACUAAACCUGGGCCGCACUCUGGACUCGGACUACGCUCCUUUGCAGCAGUUUUUCGUAGUGAUGGAGCACUGUCUGAAACAUGGACUCAAAAGUAAGAAGACAUUCCUUGGUCAGAACAAGUCAUUUUGGGGCCCUCUGGAGUUAGUGGAGAAGCUGACUCCAGAAGCUGGCGAGAUCACAGCUAGUGUCAAAGAUCUUCCGGGACUCAAAACUCCACUGGGAAGAGGCAGAGCAUGGUUGCGAUUGGCCUUAAUGCAGAAGAAGCUCUCAGACUACAUGAAGACCAUCAUCAACAGAAAGGACCUAUUAAGUGAGUUCUAUGAGCCCAAUGCUCUGAUGAUGGAGGAAGAAGGAGCAGUCAUUGCUGGAUUGUUGGUGGGACUGAAUGUCAUUGAUGCAAACUUGUGUAUGAAGGGAGAAGACCUGGACUCUCAGGUUGGGGUAAUAGAUUUUUCCAUGUAUCUAAAAGAUGGAGGUCACAGCAGCAAGAGCACAGAAGGUGAUGGACAAAUCACAGCUAUCCUUGACCAGAAAAAUUAUGUAGAGGAACUAAACAGACAUUUAAGUGCUUCUGUGAAUAACCUACAAGCCAAAGUGGAUGCUCUCGAGAAGUCUAACACAAAACUAACAGAGGAGCUUGCAGUUGCAAACAACAGAAUCAUCACCUUACAAGAAGAGGUGGAGAGAGUGAAAGAAGAAAGCUCUUAUCUUGUGGAGUCCAGCCGAAAGGCAUCGAGACCAGACGGAGCUGCAGACGGACAAGUUCUUGGCGAGACUCGCAAACAGCUCAAAGAGGAAACUCAGCUCCGACUGGAUGUGGAGAAAGAGCUGGAGGUGCAGAUAGGGAUGAGGCAGGAGAUGGAGCUGUCCAUGAAGAUGCUGGAGAAGGACAUCUGUGAGAAGCACGACGCACUGGUGGAGCUCAGACAGCAGCUAGAAGAUGUGCGUAGACUCAACCAUGAGCUCUCCCACAAGUCACAGAGCUCAGAGUCCAGCAUCAAACAGAAGGCUGAAAUAAUCAGUCGCUUGGAAGAGAAAACAAACCAGAUGGCAUCCACCAUCAAACAACUGGAGAACAGUGAGAAAGACGUGGUCAAACAAGCACGGAACUUGAAUUCAGCCGCAGGAAAACUGCUGCAAAAGCAACAAUAAAUCAUUUCAGAUGCCUACUAAUAGGUUCACCAGUACAGAUCCUAAAUUUGCAUAUUAUAGAAACAACUAGGGUAUUUGUUUUGUAUUGGGUUUAAGAUCUGUCGCAGUUCUUUUCUCAUAUGGACUACCGUUUUUUUUUGCCUCUACUUUGAAUAGCUUACUCUAAACCAGCUCUUCUCUCUCUAGUCUCUCCGUCUUUGUGUUUUACCAGAUACGAAGUGCAGCCGUUUCAGAAGGUGUGAGAAUGGCUAUAGAUCUGGGCUGGCUUUUGGCUCUUGUGUUGGUUCUGGAAAGCUUUGGUCCAGCAGUUUAUAAAAAAAUAGGCAAUGGUAACAAAGCAAUGCAUAUCACUUUUAUCUCUAAUGUAUCUUCAUAAUCUUCGAAAGACCAACUACCAUAAAACGACUUUUGCUGUGUGUGAACUGAAGCCUUUAGCCAUGGGAAACAUUACUUUAGAGUUUACAGUUUAACCGAUAGUAAUCCUGAAAGAUCACAAGUAAUGACAGUGAAACAAAAAUAUACAAUCCAAUGUGCAAGAACAUUUUUAAAUUCAAGUUUUAAAUAGUUGUUCUUUUGAGAGAAACAAAAAAAAAACAAUACUACGAUUUAUACUUUAAAUGAGACAGAUCUUUUAGCACAUGGACCUGAAUGAGCUCUGACACAAGUUUUAGGAUGUCCUGUGUGGUGACUGUGCUUUUAAACUGACUCCCCUGGUUAAUAAUUAUGCAAUUGACUCUUGAAUUGAACAUUUGUACUCAGGAGGUUCUGGUUGUUGCUUUUUUAAGGUGGAAGAUCAUGUGCCUGAAUUAAACAUUAAAGUUCAUUUUUAAAUUGAAUUCUAAGUGAAUUCUAAAUGAAGUCUAAGGAGGUAGUCGACGCCAAAUGUAAAAGCCACAGUCCUGUGUAAGCCCAAAAAUAAAGUUCUUCUAAGGUUCAGAUGGACGAGGUUUGUCCUCUAAAUUGCAACGGAUUGAUGAACAAAAGUGUAUGUGGACUUUAACAAUAGAUGUAAACUGUAGUACAGUAGCAUAAUAAAACAAAAAAUAUGAA